GUAAGACUAUCUCCCGGCUCCCAGGCAGGCCAUGGUUCAUUAGUUCUGUGGAUCCACUGCUAUGCCUGGUACCCAGGCAUCAUCACCUUGGCAAGUUGCUAGAUGCAGAUGGCUUGCAGACAUGUCCCCUGCACAGCAUUUUUGGCAGCUGAUGACGGGACUCUAGAGCUGGGACUAGAGAUCCCCCAGAUCGCGCGGCAAGCCGUGCGAGCCCUUCCCUGCCGUGGUUAAUUUUCACUUUUCCACAAGGACGCGCCCUCGGAGGAGACCAGCCGCGGAGCAACGCCUGCUGGGGACCACAUGCCUCCCCAAGGGUGGGUGCUCUGCUUUGAGCCCUGAAGAAGCCAGGCUGCGAGCAUGUCGCCGCCGCAGCCGAUCCAGCUGCCGCGGGCCUCUGGGAGGCUGUGCGCGUGGGCCGGCCUCGUGUGCCGGGAGCCCCCUGCCCACAUGAAAGCGCGCGGCGGCUUCCCGGGGCGCCCGCACCGCCAGCGCCAAAGCCGCGCCCCCGCCCGCAGCCACGCGCUGGAGCGGGGCGCACAAAGGAAAUGGCAAGGGCGUGAGUCACCCGGAGGCUCGGCGCUCCCCCGCCCUCCCCGGGCUGCAGACCCACAAGGAGACCUUUGUGCCUCGCUCUGGAGGACAACCGGCACCCGCUGCGGGGAGGCAGGCAUUUCAGGGCGCCGAGUAAUGCUGGGGAGACAGGAGGAGGCUCUACAAGAGGAGGGAGCGACUUUUGUGACCCAGAAGUCUGCAAAGCCUGCGUCCAGAUCACCCUGUGCGCAGGCUCAGAGAAGCUAGUCCUCUUGCCCCCUCCCACAGACCCAUCUUGACUUACUCUGUUUUGCCGGAUUGUCUUCUUACCAUGGUGUGAGAGACUUUUCCUGUGUCAUUCCGAACUGAAAUUGAGAAGUGCUAAAACUAUGUUCCAUAGUGGAUGGAGGGUUGGACGGAAUAAUUCAUUUGUACAGAUUGAAUUAUUAGGAGCUCGUCCAGUGUCUCCAGUUUUCAAGCAAAAGAAAUGUAAGCUCAGAGGGA
Messenger RNA from Mus caroli (Ryukyu mouse), 1035 nucleotides. The record is from RefSeq and is a predicted model, not a curated record. Lineage: Eukaryota; Metazoa; Chordata; Mammalia; Rodentia; Muridae.